AUGACCGAAGGUUUAUUCACCUCCGAACAAGGCAUACGUGGUGGAGAUCUAAACCAUGGACCCCAUCCCACACGCACCAUCGGUCUCACCGAGUUCCAGCGACGCAACAAAUACGGCUCCUACCAACAUCUGAGACCAGUCCUUCCGCGGAGAAAUGCUGGCAUAUACCUUCUUCCUCGUGCUCCCGAUGCGACUGUUACCGCCAGUGUGAUCGAAGUCAAUAUCAAUGAUGGUACCACUACCUCUAAACUGACAGAAGUGCCAGCUGCAACCACGGGUACGGUUGUUGAUCUCUCGGACCUUGGCUCAGUGACGGUUCCUGGAAUCUCGGCUGCUACCGAUGGAAGUGGGAUAAUUACAGGUUCACAAACAUCCAUCACUACGCCCCCUGCCACUUCUCUCCCAGGCUCAAGCACGACUUCUGGUCUCAGUCCGGCCGGGUCUGUACUCUCCGAUGCUCUUAACGGGACCACAACCGGUUCUGAUACUUCUUCUGAGCACACUGUUACGGUAACCGCAACCUCCACUUUUGAGGUAUCGUUGAUCAACGGCACCGUCAUCGUUACAAGUUCGAGGGAUACAACUACAACCAAAACCGGUACCAUUAGGGUCACAGCGUCUCUCACCUCGUCUUCAGCUGAGUAUACAUUUGGCCAACUGACAGAAACCACAACAUCUAUAGAUGAUGGAUCCAUAUAUAAUGCACCUUCCACAAGCUAUUUCACCGGCGUUGCGAACACAGGCGUGGCAGGUUCCCCUACUGCCUCAUCGCCUUCCUCAGCAACCUCUGACUCAAACUCCGGUUCUGGGGGAAGUGGACCAGGUCUGACUCCCCAACAGCAAACUGUCGUUGGCGGUGUCGUCGGCGGUGUUGCUGGAAUAGCUCUGUCUCUGGUAAUCGUGCUUUUCCUUCUCAGGUGGUAUCGUCGCCGUCUAAAGUCUCGCGGAGAGCUUCCAGAACAAAUUGCAGCUCGCGAAUUAACAGACGCCAGUGGCCCCUCCUACCCCAUGUCUCAACGUUCAUCCACUACUCCACUUGCGGCCGCUGUCGUUCAUAAUCUAAGACGCCUACGUCCUCACAGCAAUCAAACUGUGGACACGUCUAUCACCGGUACGACCGACCUCAGUGUCAGAGACUCCGAGAGGGGUUUCCAGAGGAUUGCUGGUCGAAAAAUCGCGCCUGUCCUCGCCGGUGGAGGCGAUCCAUAUGGAGGCAAUUAUGGGGCUUUCGAAAAGGAGACCGGAGCAAGUCCAGAAAAUCCACAGCCUAACCAGGGACGAGGCCUCUCGAGUGCUUCGUUCUACCGAGAUAGCGAUGGAUUUUAUGGUGGAAACGGAGCACAUUCACCAACAUUCCCGCCGUCUCCAACAACCGCAACAACUGGGGCUAGGACUGCUGACCUUCCUACGAUCGGCUCUGCAUCCAGCACUCGGGAUUUUGCCGAACCUUCCAUGCCUAUGGCAACUAGUACCAGCCAGAUCUCACUGAACUCACCAAGUCGACCUGAUGGCUUCGCGGUGAUGCGCCCUAGCCCAGCGAGGACCCCAGUGACUCUAAGUCCCGCUGCCAGCUCUAUCCGUCUACCAAUUCAGCAGCCAGCCACAUUGGCUGAUGAUGCCCCGCCACUACCAGUACCACUGAGUGUUCCUAUCUUGGGCAUGCAGAGAGAUGGUGUUGGUAGAAGUCUCGCAAGUCAAGAUGGGAGUCGCGUAAGCAAAAGUAGUGGCAGAAGUGCUGGAAGAUUCGUGGAGAACAUGUAA
Exophiala aquamarina CBS 119918 is the source of this 1761-nucleotide messenger RNA. RefSeq lists its product as uncharacterized. The record is from RefSeq and is a predicted model, not a curated record. Bases 1 to 1761 code for a protein of 586 amino acids. The transcript has a single exon. Lineage: Eukaryota; Fungi; Ascomycota; Eurotiomycetes; Chaetothyriales; Herpotrichiellaceae.